AUGAAGCUCUUGGUUCUCUUGGCAAUCGUGGUCGCAGCUUACGCGGCACCUCAAGGAUACAAUUUGGGCUCGCCAUUGGGAGAUGGAUUUUCCCAUGGUGGAGGUCACUCAUCUGGAAGUGGCUUCUCUAGUGGCGGCGGAGCCUCCGGUGGAGGAUUCUCCAGUGGCGGUGGAAUUUCAGGUGAUGGUGGAAUAUCUGGUGUAGGAUUCUCAAGUGGCGGAGGAGUGUCUGGUGGAGGUAGCAGUGGUGGAUUUGGUGGUGGAUCUGGAGGUCCAGUUGGUGGGUGUCGUGAUGGAGAGAUCCUGCAUGUGGAUGGAUCUUGUGUUGUUCCUGUAAUCACGAGAAACGUUUUCCUGUAUGAUGCUCCUGAGCAACCUCAGCAACCAAGCGGUCCACCACCCAGUGUCCCACCACCUAGAGUUGACCAUAACAUCCUGUUCGUGCGUCUUCCUGAAGGAGGAGCAGGACCUGAACCCAUCAUUGUUCCUCCACCAAGGCAAGAGAACAUCGUGUAUGUCCUGAACAAGAACGAUGGAGAAGGAGGCCAGCGAGUAAUCGAGGUUACUGCUCCUCCAGCUACCAACCCCGAGGUUUACUUUGUCAACUACGAAGAGGGAGAGAACCCAACUCUUCCUAUUGGUGUGGAUCUUGAGACUGCUCUUAACGCUGCCGCUAGUGCUGGCGGUCAAGUGAUCGGAGGCGCCGGAGGAGCAGGUGACUUUGGAGGCGAUGGAGGAUUUGGCGGUAGUGGAUCAGGUGGCUUUGGAGGCGAUGGAGGAUUUGGCGGUAGUGGAGCAGGUGGCUUUGGAGGCGAUGGAGGAUUUGGCGGUAGUGGAUCAGGUGGCUUUGGAGGCGAUGGAGGAUUUGGCGGUAGUGGAGCAGGUGGUUUUGGCGGUAGUGGUGUAAGUGGAGAAUUCGGCGGUGCAGGUGGAGUAAGUGGAGGUUUCGGUGGUGUAAGUGGAGGAAGCGGAGGCUUUAGCGGAAAUGAAUCAGGAAGUAGUGGAGGAUUCGGAGGAAGCGGAAGCAGCGGUGGUUCUCCAUCCACCCAAUAUUCUAGGCCUUAAAAUUAAGGAAGGAGCCGUUUUGUCCAUAUGUUAGUAUGAUGUGUUUAUAUUUUUAUUACUGCUUAUGAUUAUUACUAAAAAUGUGUAUAACAA
Molecule: messenger RNA, 1158 nt
Organism: Penaeus chinensis
Lineage: Eukaryota; Metazoa; Arthropoda; Malacostraca; Decapoda; Penaeidae
Product: glycine-rich cell wall structural protein 1-like
Exons: 4
Coding region: 1-1065 (354 amino acids)
Source: RefSeq, a predicted model, not a curated record